CUGACAUAUCCAGGAAGUAGUAGAACAUGAGAGAAAUUGGAAAGGCUUUGCACACCGAACGCUGACAACUCAUGACCUACUUUGAAGGAGGUCUCUGUCACCGACUUGGAAAGAGCAGACGAUAGAGUGUUGUGUCGUCUGCUGCUCCGUAAGGCGGAAGUAAGGCUGUCGUCUGCUAUUGCAACCGGUGCAGAAGUCAACAGUUACUACUACCAGCAUCUGCAGCGAAUCACAAGCACGAAAAUGAGUACAGCAAACAUGGCUGCGUCCCUCCCGUACUCCAUUUCACACGCUAUCACCCAGUAUCCGUCUGAGCAGUACCUCAGCUAUCAUCAGUACCACCCGACCCCACAGGAUUACUACAGAAUGGAGUACAUGAGAGAGAAUGACUUUAUGAACACUGACCCCCAUAACAGUCUUGAUGAAGAACUUCUUGGUGCUUUUGAAGGGACGGACUACACACCUCUCGCUCAUCUCUCUUGGACAGACGUUGAAGACAUGUCUCAACUCCCCCAAUCUGAACUAAUGUCUGAACGAGCUGACUUGGGUUCAGAUGGUGUUGAUGAUAGCGGCUCAGAUUAUAGCGAUCCCGGCAGUUGCUACAGCGACACCUAUGACAACACAGCCAGCAUCAUGAGCAUAAAAGAAGACGAGAGCAACUUCUACAACGAACCUCUGUACCAGCCAGAGGAGUUGUUCCAAUGUCCCCCACUAAGUCAAGUCUUCGCGUCGGAUAUGCCAAACCAUGACCACGUCAGGCCACCACAGAAGAAAAAGCCGGGACGGAAAAAGGGCCAGACUUCCAAAGUGCUUCAUUUAUGGGAGUUCAUCAGAGACCUUCUCAAAGAUCCCAAAUGCCACGGUAACAUCAUCCAGUGGGAGAAUAGAGAAGAGGGCGUCUUCAGAGUCGUCAAAUCAUCGGAAGUUGCAACUCUCUGGGGUCAGAAAAAGAAGAACAAGAAGGAGAUGACAUAUGAGAAGAUGAGCAGGUCCAUGAGGUAUUCAAGAAAAGAAGGCUAUUUCAUCGACCUGCCUAAAAAUAGUGGCUACCCUAAAAAACUUUGCUUCCGUUUCGGACCCAAAUCGACGGGUUGGCAGUGACAGUUUCCUGACACAAUCGUGUGAAUUCAUAAACAGUCAAGAACCUCGACGCCAUUGCGGUCAUUAGUCAUGAGGAAUUGUUUUCAUUGGAUGAAUGUGGCAAGAGACAAACUUGUGGACAAUCUCAUGAUGCUUUGUGUUUGAAAGGCGGGUGCUAGUUGAUGACAUUCCUCAGUCAGCUGGGGACAGUAACCUUACACUGCUGACGAUAACUGUUCAAGUCCAAGGUUGACGUUCGUCGAGGACUCAUUUCAUUUUACUCUUCCAUUUUCCACACUGUGUACAUAACGCACUGUCAGACAUAUUCAUACUUUCAUAUUUUAAUAUUUUCAUUUAUAUUUUCAUAGUAAAAGCAGUCAUGCUAUGAACAUCAAAACCAAAGUUUGACAUCUGUGGAGGGGACAUCUCCCUGUGUGUAAAUAACAAAGAGAUUCUGAUGUACAUUCUGUCGAACUGUCUCGUGUCACCUGUAAUCAUCCCAUUAUCAUUGUUCAACGAAAUAUAUAUUUCUGUAAUGUUGUUUGGAUCUGAAUGUAUGUACAUUUCAUCUAGCCUGACAAUGUUGGUCUAAAGCAUUUCAAACAGAAAGGAAACUCAAUCCUACUUGAGACAAUGCAGGCAUUGCCGUUCGAUUGGUGUUAUUCAGCAUAAGUCAUUCCAUAUUCCUGCUUUCCAUACAGUUGCGCAUCUUUGGUUAUGGAACAGUUUUGUGCUAUCCGACACUCGGUAGGAACAUAACUGGAAAUCAUCAAAAUCAUGGAUCAAAAGCUUUAUGUAGUGCAUAUAAAUUGAAACCCUUUCAAUCCGGACGCAAUAAGUUUCAGUCACAUCGUACGGUUUAACAAGUUUCUGUAAUUACGAAUCACUGUUAUGUUAAUGAUCUUUGGGACGUUCAGUAAGCUUAUUCGGAUAAGCGGGGUCUGUAUUAAGGAGGUUGCAGUGUAUACGGAACCAGUUUCAAUAUACGGCAUACAUUCAGCAUUGCCUCGUGCAUUCGAUACAAUUCGAAACUCGUUCUAAUUUGACCGGAAUGUUUCCAUAUUGUCAAGGCAGCACUGCACUAAGAUGUUUAGAUUAGAUCUCCAUGAGAACGCAAUCACUAUGAGAACCGGAUCUCCUUGGAACAUAAGUAUGAUAUCAUAAAAGUGCCUUAUGUUUUGUUGGGUAUGGUGAGGUUGUAACGGUGUACCCGUGAUCUUGGUAUUAUUAGAGUAUCUAUGAAUUUGCUCAACCUUCAUUAUGCAAACGACAUACCACUUGCUCGACUUAAAACUGUUUUCUAUUUUUUCUUAAAAUAAAUUUAUUGUUUUAUUACCGUU
Messenger RNA from Haliotis rubra (blacklip abalone), 2420 nucleotides. RefSeq names its product ETS homologous factor-like. Gene Ontology annotation, cellular component: nucleus. NCBI's taxonomy places the organism in Eukaryota, Metazoa, Mollusca, Gastropoda, Lepetellida, Haliotidae. Gene Ontology annotation, biological process: cell differentiation; regulation of transcription by RNA polymerase II. Gene Ontology annotation, molecular function: DNA-binding transcription factor activity, RNA polymerase II-specific; sequence-specific DNA binding. The record is from RefSeq and is a predicted model, not a curated record.